UGUAUGCCCUGCGAUGGGCUGGCAAUCAGUGCUGCAGGGUGUACCCCACCUACUGUCCGAAGUCAGCUCGGGGAGGCGCCGGCACGCCUGUGACCCUCCUAAGCAUAAAGCUGUUUGAAUGAUGAUGGAUGAGUUUGCAUUGUAUUCAUGACACAGAUGUUUCACAUGACUUUUAAAUCUGGGGACUUUAAAAGUAAUUCUGAUCACGACACCUUGAUACUUUCAGCAUAUGCCUGCCAAUUUUUUUCGAAACAAUUUUGAAUUCAUUAUAGCAUUCAAAGGUGCUACUAUUUGUGUGAUGAGUCCUCUUAUACGCCACAAAUAAAUUUCUGAAAAAACGAAAUUAAACGAAACAAUGUAUUUAUUUUGGGGUCUAAAUAUGGUUGGCAAAGUAGUUCAGUUAUUUGUGUACUAAUGCAAUAUAAAGUUAUUGCUUAAAUAUACACAUGGUUGGCAAAGUCGCACACAGACAUGAGGGUGGAACUUUGAAAACAUAUCCCGGAAUAGUUUCUUGCCUAAUAUGUGUAAGUGAAAGCUACAAUUCUGAGUUUAUUUCCCGUAAGUGGCAUUGCAACACUUUUUAAAAUGUGGCUGUUUAGAGAUUUGGGCUUCUCGUCAGUGCCUUUUUUUUUUUUUUUUUUUUGGAAGAACGCUAUGCAAUGUUAAAUCACAUGUAUCCAAGACAGUCAUGUGACGUGUGCAUGGUGAAGUUCCAACCUGUUUGCGGAUGUCCUGAAUGCUCCUGAAUCUGUUGGACCAUUGCUUUCAGCUUCAUGCCCGGUACACACGGAUGAAAUUUUACAUUGGAAAUAACUCUGUUUAUAGGAGCAUUUCAUAACUGUGCCAGUCUUUUGGAAAUAACUACGGGCUUUAAUGUACAUCCUAUGAGCACAUAUUUUCUUGAGUGUACGACUUGCAUGCAAGAGUAUUCCACUUGGGCAUGCAUCCAUCCAUCCAUCCAUCCAUUUUCUAAUUGCUUCGCCUCACGAGUGCGUUUAAUUUUCACCACUCAGUAUGUCAUUACGACUGGCUACGUCAUCACUCUGCAAUACAUUCAUUUUAACGUUAUUUAGUGGGCUUUUGGGAUUGCUACACGAUCGGGCUUGAACGCAGAUUCAAUUUCAGACAAAGUGCGUCCUCUAGCGGUUGUUCUACAAACGCGCAAGUACUGUAUUUGCAGACAGAAACAUUGACCAUUGAUCAUCAGCAGUUUAUGAUUUGAAAAAUGCCGAGGAGAGAUGAAACGAGCUAAUUUGCUAUCGUCCAUACAGUUGAACUAGAAGUACUGUAGUAUGCCUAUUAAAUGUACGCGUAUACAAAUUACUGAGUACUCCACUUUCUUAUACAAUCUAAUGAGAUCCCAAUAAGUUGCAUUUGUAUUCAUUUACAUUUACAACAUUCAGACCCUUCACUGUUGUCAUUCAAUCAUGUAAAAACAGCUGUCCUUCUCUUUGCACGCCCCCGAAGGCGAUGCCCAAAUGAUGUCAUGCUUGCUUCCACGUGAUGUGGAAAUGCGUUUUCCAGGGGUGUCCAACUCUUUCCUGCAUGAUUUCCAUCUCUUCUCGCUGCAGCACACCUACUUCCAAUCGUUAUCAGGCUCCCGCACAGGUCGCUGAUGAGCUGAAAAUUUGAAUCAUAGCGGAGUUUGAGAGUCCUGGGUUACACAAACUGCACCUCAAUGCUCCCUCCGUCCCAAGCGAGGGCGGCGGCUCAGAAGGGAGCAUCUCCCCGUCAUAUCGUCGUAGCCCCUGGAGGGGGCGCGCCACACCACGUGAUUGAAGGGCUUGACAGAACGCGUGCGCGCGCCACCGAGUGAGUGCCCGAGCUAGACAGAGAGCGGCUGUCUGCCUCCUUUCCGGUGCUGCCUGUCGCCGCAGUGCUUCGCCGCUCUCCCCCGCCUGCACACCUCCGCUCCGAACCCCUCGAGCUACCUGCUGUCACAUCGCCCGUCCUCCUCCACCUCCCUCCGCGGAUGCCUCAGUCCUUUCGCGAGCUGCAAAUGCACGCUGCCCCCGCCGCCUCCCUGGAAGCAGGACGAGGCGACCGGACGCGUUCUCCCACCCUCGACUGAGGCGAGCACGCUGCGGAUUGGACCCCGAGGAAAGGCGCACCAGGGGCGCAAGGAGAAUCGAGGAGACGCCGGUGGCUGGGACGGUGGCCAGGAGCUCUUUUCGCCAUGCCUGUGCCAGAGCAGCCCGCCGAGCAGGAGAAGGGAGCCACGGUUCCCCCGGUGAUGUCGGCCUCCAACGGAGACCGGUCAGAGACGGAGACAACCUCCUCGAUCCUGGCCUCUGUCAAAGAGCAGGAGCUGCAGUUUGAGCGCCUGACCCGGGAGCUGGAAGCCGAGCGUCAGAUCGUUGCCACCCAACUCGAGAGAUGCAAACUGGGAUCGGAGGCCGGCAGCAUGAGCAGCAUCAGUUCGGCAGAUGAACAGUUUCGGUGGAAUGCUCAAGCCGAUGGACAAAAGGAUAUUGAGGAUGAGUUGACCACGGGUUUGGAGUUGGUGGACUCCUGCAUCCGUUCCCUCCAGGAGUCAGGAAUCCUUGACGGUGUGGAAAGACCGGCGCUCCUCUCCCAGAGUUCCUUGCAGCUCAACUCCACCCCGGAGGCUUCGCUCCAGUACUCUGCCAGCUACCAUAGCAACCAGACCCUCGCCCUUAGCGACAGCAUCUCCGCAGCAUCUCCUCAGCGCAGCGGGCAGGUUGGGGGAGCCGUGCACAGCUAUAACCAGGUGACUUCGAGCCGUGCAGCCCAGCAGCAACAAUCGCAGAGUGGGGCAGGGUCGGGCAUCUACUACUCGAGCUCCACUUUACCUGCCCAGCGAGUCAAUUCCCCUCUGUGUGGUGGGGGAGGGGGUUCAGGCCCAGGGUCCCCCAAUAAACUCCAACGCCUGGGAUCGGCGUCUGAUUCUCUGGGGUACUCCACCACUCAACGCCUGCCUUCCUCCUCCUCGUCUUCUCCCAGCAAACAGUGUCCUGCUAAUCGCCUGGCUAAGUCAUUCAGCACCAACGUUGCCGUGACAACAGUGGGUGGUGGAGGUUCUCCUUUGAGGUUGGCCUCUCCACCCAACUCCAGUGCCACCGGGGGAGGGGCCGGCUCAUCAUCCCCCCUUCAUCAGAUGAGCUCGGGCAUCGGCAGUUAUGCCACUUUGUCUCCCAAACGGCUCGCAGCUCACCACGCGUCCGACCAGUACAAGAUUUCCCAUGAGCUCUACGCAACCGCUACACUCCAGAGGCCCGGCAGUCUAGCGGGCUCCCGCGGCUCCUACAGUAGUCAGCACAGCCAGGAGCCCCUGCGACCCUUGGGGUCCCCAGAGCGCCAUAUCGAGCCCAUAUAUGAAGAACGUAUCUACCACAACAAGGGUCCCAUGAGGAGCCUCAGCCAGAGCCAAGGGCCCGACACAGGCCCCUAUCGCAACAACACCGCUCCCUCCUCCCCUGGUGUCGACUCCACCCCUUUGCAGCGAACAGGAAGUCACGGCACGGGAACGGCAAACUACGGCCGUGGCGGGAGCAACAACUAUGCCACGGUGGGACCGGGCUACACCACCAGCGGGGGAGGAGGCGACAUGUACGGCUCGGACCCCUACGUGGCCGACCCUUACCGCACCCUGCAGUACUGCCCCUCGGUGGUCGAAUCACCUUACAGCAAGUCUGGGCCCGCCUUGCCGCCAGAAGGCACCCUGCAGCGUUCGCCUUCUGUUGACUCCAUUCAAAAGGACCCCAGGGAGUUUGGCUGGAGGGAUCCCGAGCUGCCAGAGGUGAUCCAGAUGCUGCAACAUCAGUUCCCAUCUGUGCAGUCCAAUGCUGCCGCAUACCUUCAACACCUCUGCUUUGGAGACAACAAGAUCAAAGCUGAGAUCCGCAGACAAGGCGGCAUCCAGCUGCUGGUCGACCUGCUGGACCACAGGAUGAGCGAGGUUCACCGCAGUGCCUGCGGAGCUCUGAGGAACCUGGUUUAUGGCAAGGCCAAUGACGAGAAUAAAGUGGCCCUGAAGAACUGCGGAGGGAUCCCAGCGCUCGUCCGCCUUUUGAGGAAAACAGGAGACGUUGAAAUCAGAGAGUUGGUCACAGGCGUCCUGUGGAACCUGUCGUCAUGUGACGCUCUCAAGAUGCCAAUCAUCCAGGAUGCGCUGGCUGUGCUGACCAACAGCGUCAUCAUCCCCCACUCCAACUGGGACUCCUCCCCCAAUCACCAUGACGACCGCAAGCUCCAGCUUCAUACUUCCCAGGUGCUGCGCAAUGCGACCGGUUGCCUCAGGAACGUCAGCUCCGCGGGUGAGGAGGCGAGACGGAGGAUGCGGGAGUGUGACGGUCUGACGGAUGCCCUGCUCUACGUCAUCCAGACUUCUCUGGGAAGCAGUGAGAUUGACAGCAAGACUGUGGAGAACUGCGUUUGCAUCCUGAGGAACCUGUCUUACCGCUUGGCAGCCGAGACGUCCCACGGCCAGCAGGGAGGCUUGGAGGAGCUCGAUGGCCUCCUCUGUGACUCCGGCGGUCGUGAUGGAGAGAGCUCCGGCUGUUGGGGCAAGAAGAAGAAGAAAAAGAAGGGUGCUGACCAGUGGGACGGUGUUGGCCCCUUUCCAGACACGGUGGAUCCCCCCAAAGGAGUUCAAAUGCUCUGGCACCCCACCAUUGUCAAGCCCUACCUCACCCUGCUGUCCGAAUGCUCCAAUCCCGACACCCUCGAGGGAGCGGCCGGAGCCCUGCAGAACCUGGCUGCUGGCAGCUGGAAGUGGUCUGUGUAUAUCCGGGCCGCUGUCCGUAAGGAGAAAGGACUCCCCAUCCUGGUGGAGUUACUGCGGAUCGAUAACGACAAAGUUGUGUGCGCCGUGGCCACCGCUCUGAGGAACAUGGCGCUGGACGUCCGGAACAAGGAGUUAAUCGGUAAAUACGCUAUGCGAGACUUGAUCCAUCGACUACCUGGCAGCAGCAGCAGUAACAACAACGCCCCCAGCAGCGGGACCUUGAGUACUCCAGGUCCAGCCAGCAAGGCCAUGUCUGAUGACACCGUCACUGCCAUCUGCUGCGCACUACAUGAAGUCAUCACCAAGAAUAUGGAGAACGCCAAAGCCCUCCGGGACGCCGGUGGAAUUGAAAAACUGAUUGGCAUCGCCCGCAGCAAAGGAGAAAAACACUCGGCCAAGGUGGUUAAGGCGGCCUCUCAGGUGCUCAGCAGCAUGUGGCAGUACAGAGACUUGCGUUCCCUCUACAAGAAGGAUGGCUACUCCCCGUAUCACUUUGUGGGCUCUGCCUCCACAAUAGAGCGAGAUCGACAGAGACCAUACUCAUCUUCUCGAACUCCCUCCGUGUCGCCUAUCAGGACAUCUCCAAAUAACCGCUCCGCAAGCGCUCCAGCCUCUCCAAGAGAGAUGAUGAGUCUGAAGGAACGCAAGAUGGACUACGAUUCCACAGCAACCAAUGCUGGUUUCCAUAGCAACAAAGGCGAGCACACAUCCCGGAAAGAUGGCAUGGCAGUGUCCUGUGGAACGUCUACAUUGUUCCGAAAUUCAUACCUGACUGCCAGCGAUGAUAUCAAGCCAAACCAGGCCCCAGUUCAGCCCUGCACCAUGGCCCCGCAGCCCCAACAGGACAGUCCGUCAACAGCCGUGCUAAAAGACUACGACCACUACCCACCCCCUCCCUCCUUCCCCCAGCCUCUGCCUCCACAGCCUCCGCCUCACAGCCAGAGCAGGAGCUUCGACGAGGCCUACUACGAGGACCAGGGACCGCCUCCGCCGACCCAGCCCCAGCCCCAGGUCCAAGCACAGGCUCAACCUCAGGCCCAACCCCAGCAGGCUCCCAGCUCCGCCGGGCCUCCUCGGGACCCACGGGAGGACCUGCGCAUGCAUCUGGGCCUCAAGUCCACUGGCAACUAUGUAGACUUCUAUUCAGCAUCGCGGCCGUACAGCGAAUUGAACUACGAGACCAGCCACUAUCCAGCCUCGCCUGACUCAUGGGUCUAAUUAGGCUGAUGAAGACGAUGUUGUCGAUGAUGAAGAGGGGUUCACAUGUGUCUCUGUGUGUGGAGGGGAUUUUUGUUGUUGUUGCUUUAUUUCCAAGCACAUCAAGUUUGCUGAGUAAUCUUGAACCCCCUGACAAGGACUUUUGAUGCUCUCUCAAAACAAGAGCAAGAAAGUGUAAUGAAGUCAGGACAAGUGACAAACAAUGCAUGUGCAUGCAUUAUCUUUUUUCGGUUUUUUAUUUUAACCACCGCUCACUUUACAUCUUCAACCCCAGCUCUGCUCACCUGAGUGAGUGCAAGGUGUGUGAGGGGCCAAAAACACUCUGGGCAGAAUAAAUAAGUCAUGAAAGAAAGCAAACACUAAAGGCACAGGGAGAUGACUAAAGAGGAGGAGGCGAGCGAGGGAUGACCGUAUGAAGGGGAUUGAAGAGCUUUUAUUCGCGGGAGGAGUCCUGACCGUUUGUUGAAGGCGGCGAGAGCAAAGAGAGGAUGACUCGCAUGAGGAGGUCAGGAAGAAUGGAAGCAUAUCAGAUGUGAGGAGCAAAGUGGGUCCCUCCUACUUUGCCUAAACGUAGCAUUGCUUCUGUCCCCUGCCCUUUUUUGUUUUUUGUUGUUAUUCUUGUCAUUGCCUUUUUGCCCAUGGAAGCCUCUGUUUUUAUUUUUACGCGAUGUCAUUUUUUUCUACUUUUUUUUAGAUUUUUCAAGAAGUCAUUUUAUGUAUUACAAACGUAACGGUGCUCACAAUUUUUCUUUCAUUUGAUGAUUGUUUGUGAUAUGGUUUUAAGAGGAAAGCAACAAAAAAAAAAAAAAACAUGAAUAAGAACACAAGAAGCGGACUUGAAGACCACAAUGGAAGUCAGCACCAUCCCAAUUUUGCAGUAUUUGUGUUAGUCGAACUUCAUCCAAUUGAAUAUUUUGGUGGAAAAUGGAAAUGCACACACACGGAGAGUGCUUUUUCACUGCCUCAAAAAGAAUAUCUUUCCAAGCACAGUUUGUGUUUGAGAAAGCUCAUCUUGUCUUUAGUGAAGGAGGGGACAGCAUCAUCACUUCGUCAAGAGUAAAUAUUGUACAAUCCAAUGUAAACUAAAGUGACGAAGGACAAGAAAGACCAUGCCAAACUCCGACCUCUCUCGGGUCAAUCCUGGAUGACUUUAAACGGACAUUCCGUCUCAGUUUUCAGACACUGACUGGAUGUCUCGCUCUGCUGUUUGUAACUUUUAUGUCGCUGUGCCCCCCCAUCUGGAUAUUACUGGGAAAUAUGGGUAGCUUCCCUUUGGUGUACUGUGCAGAGCUGUCCUUGGUGUCAGCUGAGCAAUUGCGGGCGCGUGUACGGAUGCGUGUGCGUUUGUGUGCAUGUCGGUGACAGAAUGUGUGGCCUGCGUGCAGACACAUUCAUUCGGGUGAACGUAUUUAUGCAUGCAUGUGUGAAGUCGUGCGUGUAUGCCUCCGUUGUGUGUCUGUACAAAUCAAUGUCCAUGCAAGGCAUUCUUACCGACGGUCAGUCUGGUUUUGCUAAUCACGGUCCAAUCACUAGAAUGAAUUGUUGAAAUAGAAUCUAUAAAUAUAUGAAUAUAAAUAUAUAAUUUUUAUGUGCAGAUAUCCGUGUCACUAAAGCGCAGUGUUUGCAGAGAAAAAAAAAAAAGACGUGGUGUACAAACAGAACUUGAAUUCACUUGCUCUAAUCGUGAAACAGCGGCUCCCUGGCGCCCCGCCCGCCCAUCCUUCCCCUGAUGAGACGACAGAGAAAUCCUACCUGAAGAUGCUCAGGCUCUGGUGCGAGUUGUGUGUUACUGUGUAUUCAUGCUUCUUAAAUGACCCUGCUGAGAAAGGACCGUAUUUGAACACAUGCAGAAAUUAAAAAAAUUCUUGGAGCAAACAU
Hippocampus comes (tiger tail seahorse) is the source of this 7843-nucleotide messenger RNA. It is a transcript of the gene ctnnd2a, whose product is annotated as catenin (cadherin-associated protein), delta 2a. Gene Ontology annotation, biological process: dendritic spine morphogenesis; cell-cell adhesion. Gene Ontology annotation, cellular component: cytoplasm; adherens junction; nucleus. Gene Ontology annotation, molecular function: protein binding. The transcript has 25 exons. The coding region runs from base 2177 to 5965 and encodes 1262 amino acids. NCBI's taxonomy places the organism in Eukaryota, Metazoa, Chordata, Actinopteri, Syngnathiformes, Syngnathidae. The record is from RefSeq and is a predicted model, not a curated record.